Molecule: messenger RNA, 2211 nt
Organism: Oryza brachyantha (malo sina)
Lineage: Eukaryota; Viridiplantae; Streptophyta; Magnoliopsida; Poales; Poaceae
Product: L-type lectin-domain containing receptor kinase IX.1
Exons: 1
Coding region: 18-2087 (689 amino acids)
Biological process (GO): protein phosphorylation
Cellular component (GO): plasma membrane
Molecular function (GO): carbohydrate binding; ATP binding; protein kinase activity
Source: RefSeq, a predicted model, not a curated record
CCUCCAGGGAUCCAACCAUGCGAUCAAGAACCAAAGCUGCUUGCCUCUUUGCUCUCUACUUCUCCCUCUCCCUGGAAAUUGCCCAUGUGAGUCCUCUGUCCUUCAAGUUGAACUUCACCGAAUCAAAUCAUAAUGGAUCAGCCACAGUUCAGUUUCAGGAGGAUGCUUUCUACAACAAAGCAGUCAAGCUCACCAAGGAUGAGUUGAAUGGAAAAAUCACUCAGAGUGUAGGCCGAGCAGUCUACACCGAUCCAGUGCCUCUCUGGGACAGCACCACUGGUCAGUUAGCCAACUUCACAACCCGCUUCACAUUCAAGUUAUAUGCACCCACGAACGACAGUUCGUACGGUGAAGGACUAGCCUUCUUCCUCUCAUCAUACCCUUCUGUGGUCCCCAAUAGCUCAAUAGAUGGUUAUCUUGGCCUCUUCAACAAUAGCAAUGAUCAGAACAAUCCACUCAACCAGAUUGUGGCUGUUGAGUUUGACAGCCACAAGAACACAUGGGAUCCAGAUGGCAACCAUGUAGGCAUCAACAUCCACUCAAUUGUAUCUGUAGCAAAUGUGACAUGGAAAAGCAGUAUCAACGAUGGUCGGAUAGCCAAUGCUUGGGUAACUUACCAUGCAAAUUCAAAGAACUUGAGUGUUUUCUUGUCAUAUCAGGACAACCCACAAUUCAGUGGUAACUCCAGCCUAUCGUAUUCGGUUGAUCUCAGGGAAUAUCUCACAGACAAGGUGGCCAUCGGAUUUUCUGCUUCUACAGGUAAAUUUGUAGAGCUGCAUCAGAUUCUUUACUGGGAAUUUGAUUCUACAGAUGUGCACCUGAUGAAGACUGGGAAAACAAAAGCUAUAUUGGUCAUAAGCUUGUCUACCAGCGCUAGUGCUGUUGUUUGCUCUAUGGGCUUGGUUUACUUCUUUCUACAUUUUAGAACAGUUAGAAGGAUUAGGAGGUCAAGAGAGAAGGAAGAAGAGAAGCUAGAUUGUGAUGAGUCCAUUGACAGUGAGUUUGAGAAAGGCAGGGGCCCAAGGAGAUUCCGAUACAAUGAACUCAUAGCCGCAACGAACAACUUUGCUGAGGAGAGAAAGCUUGGAGAAGGGGGUUUCGGUGCUGUGUACCAGGGUUUCUUGAAGGAUCAAAACAUUGAAAUUGCCAUAAAACGAGUAGCAAAAGGGUCGACGCAGGGGAGGAAGGAGUACAUCUCUGAGGUCAAGAUCAUCAGCAGAUUGAGGCAUCGGAACCUUGUGCAACUUGUGGGGUGGUGUCAUGAGAACGGGGAGUUCUUGUUAGUGUAUGAGUUUAUGCCAAACAGGAGCUUAGACAAACACCUCUAUGACAGUGGAAACCUUUUUGCAUGGCCAUUGCGAUUCAAGAUAACCAUAGGUGUUGCAUCUGCCCUCCUGUAUCUCCACGAGGAGUGGGAACAAUGUGUUGUACACCGUGAUAUCAAGCCAAGCAAUGUGAUGCUUGAUUCUGGAUUCACUGCUAAGCUUGGGGACUUUGGGCUCGCACGGCUUGUGGACCAUGACCGAGGCUUACAAACUACAGUGCUAGCUGGGACAAUGGGUUACAUGGCUCCGGAGUGUGUUACCUCUGGGAAAGCAAGCAAAGAGUCUGAUGUCUACAGCUUUGGUAUUCUUGCACUGGAGAUUGCCUGUGGACGGAGGCCCGUAGUGCCAAAGGAAGACCAUGACAAGAUCAGUUUGGUUCAAUGGGUUUGGGAUCUUUAUGGAAGAAAUGAGUUACUUAAUGCAGUUGAUAGAAGGUUUGAUGGUGAAUUUGACGAGCGUGAAGUUGUUUCCUUGAUGGUUGUUGGACUGUGGUGUGCACACCCAGAUUAUAAUCUCCGGCCUUCGAUUCACCAGGUCAUAAGCGUACUGAAGUUUGAAGCACCAUUACCAGACCUUCCACCGAAGAUGCCAGUGGCAAUGUAUUUUGCACCACCAAUUUCUCUGUGCAGAUUUUCAUACUCAUCUAAUGGGAUGCUGAAGGAGCUGGAGAGGCCCAACGGUUACGGAACUACAAGCUCAUCCAGUGCAACCAAUGAUUCUUGUGCACCUCCCUCUGUUCGGUUACCAGAGGUUGGUUACUAGGUUUGCUAUGUAUUAUGAUUGAUUAUGUUUGCAACUUUGCAUUUGUGUGGUGCUGACUAUUUUUGAGAGGCGCUAAAAUUUAACUGCAAAGAGACAUGUAUUUGACUCUAGCUAGAUGCUGCGA